AUGGCAGGGAGUUCACCGUUUGGUAGCGCUAGUGGCACCCCAGGCGACUCUUUCAAACGAGGAGCCGCUAUGCACACUUUACGGCCUGUCCUCAUCCGACAACUCCUGAUGGCAACGCAGCCACAGUCAGAAGGCCCAUGGAUGAUAAACGAUCAUGAGGUUGGGCAGGUCUCGGUUGUCGGAUGUGUAGUGAGCAUCAAACGCCAGGCGAUGACUUGCAUCUAUUGGCUAGAUGACGGCACCGAGAGGAUAGAAGCGUGGCACUGGCUUGACGGCACGAAUGAAGACGAUACAGAGCGAUGGGGAGGCGUAAAAGAGGCCAUGUACGUAUAUGUCAUGGGCAGCCUGAAGUCGUUUGGCAACAAGCGCUACAUCAACGCAAAUCACAUUCGAAAAGUGACUGACACUCAUGAAGUUUUAUCUCAUGUCUCUGCUGCAAUGGUGGUGACCCUUAUGCUGGAGAGAGGGCCGCCUCUGAGGCCAAGCGAGGCCGGAAGUAUUCACACAACGAACGGCGGUGUCACGAACCAGCUUGUGGGUUCCUCAGUGUAUGUGCCACAAGCGCAAGGUGGUUUGUCAAGAGAAGAAUACGCACGCCUCUCACCAGUGCAACGUAAGAUUGUGGAGUUCAUGGUGGUCCAGCCGCCCAAGGAAGAGGGCAUCAAUGUUGGGGCUAUAGCAAAAGCUCUGAGUGGCGACGUCAAAGACGCAGCUGUCAUAAGCGAGGCGUUGGACAAACUGAUGGAUGAAGGGUUGGUCUACACCACAAUUGACGAGUGUCACUUCAGUCUGGCGAAUGUAUGA
Messenger RNA from Laetiporus sulphureus 93-53, 804 nucleotides. RefSeq names its product replication protein A subunit RPA32. Lineage: Eukaryota; Fungi; Basidiomycota; Agaricomycetes; Polyporales; Laetiporaceae. Gene Ontology annotation, cellular component: DNA replication factor A complex; chromosome, telomeric region; site of double-strand break. Gene Ontology annotation, biological process: double-strand break repair via homologous recombination; DNA replication; nucleotide-excision repair. The record is from RefSeq and is a predicted model, not a curated record. The transcript is spliced from 6 exons. The coding region runs from base 1 to 804 and encodes 267 amino acids.